AUGUGGGGGACGAUGGCCGCCAUCACAGACGUGUACAAAGCGACGCUGAAGGUUGCGUACCCGGCGACGGAGGGCAUCACGGACGAGCUCAAGGCCGUGAUACCCGACUACAUCACCAAGGCCAAGAAGCGCGUCGACGAUCUCAUCUUCGUCAUCAAGGGGCUCAGGUGGGAGUCGGAGCAGGCCAGGGUGAUCAUCGUCCAAGCUAACGACAAGCUGCACGCGAUCCUGCAUGAAGACUUCAACGAUGAACCGAGUGAAUGGCAAAAGGACGAGGAGGACGAGAUACCCACGUCCGAGCCCACUAGAUGA
Molecule: messenger RNA, 312 nt
Organism: Lasiosphaeria miniovina
Lineage: Eukaryota; Fungi; Ascomycota; Sordariomycetes; Sordariales; Lasiosphaeriaceae
Exons: 1
Coding region: 1-312 (103 amino acids)
Source: RefSeq, a predicted model, not a curated record